Molecule: messenger RNA, 5184 nt
Organism: Linum trigynum
Lineage: Eukaryota; Viridiplantae; Streptophyta; Magnoliopsida; Malpighiales; Linaceae
Source: the annotation of a GenBank genome assembly
GGCAUUGGCAAAACCCUAAUCGAGCGACUUCCUCACCCCCGCCACCAUUCCCUCUCCUUUUUUCAUCAGCCAGACGAUUCCUCUAUUUGUCUCAUCAAUCGGUGACAAGCCGGCAAGACGGGGAAAGCGCAGACAAGUAUAACCUCCUCCUCCUCCUUGGCCGAUUGGUUGGUUUGGGUUCAUUAGGAUGUCCGAUGAUUCGAGCAGCUCACCGGAGGGUAAGAAGCCGCGGCGGCGGUGGUGGGAAUUCGGAAUCGUUGGUACUUCAGCAAAGGAGCUGCGUGUGGUUCUGAUGGGUACGCCUGACAGGUCCGGGAAGAUCCGCACAACCACCGUCAACGUGACAGCUGGUAGCAGUUCCUUUUACGAGGGGGAAAAAUUCCCUUGUUCUAUGGGUUAUGCAGUGGUAGGAACGAAGCUAUAUGCUUUUGGUGGUGAAGCUGGUAGGCGCCCAUCUACAGGUGGUGUUCUUGAGUAUCCGCGAGAUUUAUAUGUGUGCGAUCUGACAAUGAAUCCCGAAAACUUUAAAUCGCUCGUAUUUGAAGUACAUCCAAACAAGCUGAAGGGGCCGAAGCAACUGUGCAUUAAUGUGGCCUACAAAGAGAAGAUUAUCAUGCUGGAGCGGACUUAUUGUCCCCUCAAUCGUCCUGACAGAGAGGAUCAGUGUCCUGCUUCUUGCGAGGUUUUGAAUCUCAAAGAUCUCAGUGUUGUGACUGUUGAAACCCCUUUUUGGACCUGGAAAGACGAGGAUGGUGAGCCUUUCCGUCCUACUUUCUUAGGUCAUGUUGUUUCGGGGAAUGUAUUGUAUGUUCUUGUGGGGAAUAAUUGUGGUGGAACCGUUUUGUAUGGUCUUGACAUGGACAAGCUACAGUGGCACCCCUACUUUUAUGAUUCACCCUUAAUGUGGGUGAUGUACAGGGAGAGUAUCUAUCGUAAUUCGCUCUGCUCAAGAGCUAUCCAUGGUGGUAAAUAUUUUGUUGUGAAAGAGAGAAGACCCGACUGUAAUCCUAGCCUUGUUGUGAAGAACCUCAUGGGCAUGCAACAGGAGCUGGAUACUGUAUCUGAGCUUGUUGGUACUGCACAAAACGAUAAAUUCUUCGAGAAUGCUGUGGUUGUUCCUUUUGGAUACGACGAGGAUGAUGAUGCAAACUCUGGUGUGUAUUGCAUGUUUGUGUGGUAUAGAUCUCGUAGUGAUCCAGAAUUUGAUUUCUUCAAGGCUUGCAAGUUCAAAUUGAUCGACAAUGGUGACUGCAGCAGUGCUACUGGUGGCUCAAGCCCCCCCUAUGACUUUGUAAUCUUAUCCAAGGUUGAAGUCUUAGAUGAUUUUCCAGAUGAUUUCUAUGGCUAUGGUUACACAGCAUUCACUCCAACGUCUUACAUAGCGAUGGAUACCUAUGGCGAUUCUUAUUAUGGAUGCGAUUCUUAUUAUGGAUGGUAAAGAUGAGAGAUCAUCGAUAUCGGUAAGCAGGUUAUCCACUGCAAAAAAUUUCUCCUUUCGUGCAUAGCAAGCUUUGUGUUGUUGUUAUGAUUAGUACUAUCUUAUGUGCUACUGUUGAUUGUUUUUCCGAUUUAUUUCUUCCUACGAAUGUGUCUUUCACUUCUAGUCCCAGAGACUCAAGCGUCCAGAUUCCCUUUGUUUAUUGUGAGGUCCAGAUUCUUUAAUCCAAUGUUAUUCUUUCACUUUUCAAUUGGAAUGCCAUUCAUUGUUUGAGUUCAAUAUAAAUAUACUGUUUCAGUUGUUAAUUUCACUCAAACUAUUUCUUCCUACGAAUGUGUCUUUCACUUCUAGUCCCAGAGACUCAAGCGUCCAGAUUCCCUUUGUUUAUUGUGAGGUCCAGAUUCUUUAAUCCAAUGUUAUUCUUUCUCUUUUCAAUUGGAAUGCCAUUCAUUGUUUGAGUUCAAUAUAAAUAUACUGUUUCAGUUGUUAAUUUCACUCAAAAACGAUAUCAGCAAGAGAAAGUUCAUCCAGCAGGAAAGUAAUCCCCCCUUUGUGCUGCUACUCUGUCCUUACUGAAGACCUUAGUUGUUGUUCCCUCUGCAAUGAUAAUUCAUCCGUUUGGAAAUACAAUAUGGGUUUGUCUUUUAUAUGAUCUUUUACUUUUUUUGAAUUUAGGUUAUAAAAUAUGGUCGGUGAUCGAUUUAUCUCCUGAACUAAGUAAAGAUUUGGAAGCAUUUUGCAACAAUUAGAAUGGACGAGGGUCAGUGCACAAGUACACUGCAAGAAGCGUUUUGAUGGCAAGCCUGGAGGUUUGCGUUCAUAGGAAGGUUGGAGAAAGCUCAAACAUUACACCAGAUGGAUAUGAGCAACAUGAGGAUGUAAAGUUGGUCAAACAUCUUCAGAUAUUUUCCUUUCAGUAACAAUAUUCAUGUGCAGAUUCUCCACUCUACUUCAGGACCAUGUGCACACAGCAUGUAUGCGAAUGCGAUCACCAGGGCGGUAGCUUCGAUUGUUGCUUUGGCUGCUGGCACUACUAUUUGGUCAUGGAUUAAUUUUUGCAGGUCAAGGUCAUGUUCAAUAAGGCUAUUACAAUUGAAAGAAACAACAGCCUGAUGCUCACAUUUUUUCUGCUUUCGGUUUGUUGAGAUGUAUUCACCAAAAGGUUCAUGCUGAACUAAAAUCCAAUUGACUUGCCUCAGAGGCGGGAAGAUCAAUGGUAUACGGAAGAGUAUGGUAGCCGCAGCAUCGGCAAGCAACACCAGGUCACGUCGACAUGCAGCCCCUAUUGCACGUAAGAAAUGCAAAUGCAUCCAGUUUUCUGGGAAGCCGCAUUUCCAAGAUGUUGUGAAAAAAUAAAACAAAUAUGAGAUCCAAGGUUCAUUAGCAAAUUGAUAAUGUCCGAUUGUCCGUAGCCCAAGAGCAUCUGACAUUUGAGUAAGGCGUGUUUUCAUCUGGGAAAUGAAUAGUUUGCAAUGUAUAAUGAUGACGCACUAGGAUGCCAGUUGCAUAAUCUUCGGACGCUCAGAGGACUUCCACGAGCUGCACUGCAGCAUGGAGUGUAACAGGAGUCCAUGAUGAAGGUGCUUCUAAAAGUCCAAGAAGCAUUAUUUGUGCUGAACUGAGAGUCUCAAUAGCAUAAUAUCCAAUCCAAGCAAGAGUAACGCAUUAUGUAAUCAAUGUGAAGGUGCAGGAACAAGUAAGUUUCCUGAAACUAAAUGAACAAUGUGAUCACUAAAUUCACCACCUGUGAAACAACCCAGCAACCAAGUGCUCAUCCAAAGCUGAAGUUGGAGGAGGGAGUAAGAGAGCAGGGACAGAAGCUGCAGGACAGGUAAUGUUACAGUCUCGUAUUGAGCAACUUCCUCACCACACUUACUAUGACACCAGCACCAUUUGCAACAUCCCAUCUUGGAGUUGAUGGCAUUUAGCUGAGGGAGUUUUCCAGAUCCACGAGAAGAAGCUGAAGGGGAGAGAAAAAAAGAUCAACAAUUGUCUGAUCUUUCCUCAUUAAUAGAACAGUCUAGGAGAAGUACAUGAAUAUAGAGCGCGUACCCAGAACUUCACCAGAAAAAUGCAUUUUCUGCUGAUGAAUAACGACUGUGUAUCAACUGUCAAAACUUUUCAGAGCAUAGGUAAUUCAGGUAAAAUCAAAACUUUUACUAUGUGAUUUUCAUUUAGUCUCCUUUUAUGCUUGCUUUCCCGCCCCGAUUCGUCGGCUCUAUCGCUCCUCUCCACUUCUUCAUCUUUUUCUAUUCACUUCUGGUUAUCCUAACUAGUUUUUUUCUCCUUUUGGUUAAGUGCAUAGGCGAACAUCUUUUCGCCGUCGUUCGUUUCUGCGGUCGUGCAAACAAUCGUCGGUGAGGUUUCUUUACACUACUGCUUUUGUUUUCCGAAUGCAACGUUGGAAUAAGCCACAUGCAGGCCUGUCUUUCUUGUGUGGUGUGUUUGUUUGGUGUUGGUAUGAUCCAUUGGUAGUCUUAAAUUCGUAUAGUGCUAGUGGUAGUUGUGUUACUGGUACCCAUAACAUUGAUAUGCUAAUAGUGGUGGUUUAAUGGAAUGGUAUAACUUGUUCUAGAUGUAGUGAUAGUAAUACCAAUUGAUUUGUACCGGUAACAAUGAAUUGAUAAAAGUACACACUUAUUGGUACAAGUACCACUUAUGGGGGCUUCAGGUACCGUUGUAUUCGUUUCGGUAUGAUUGAAUGGUAGUUUUCUAUUGGUAUCCGUUGUAAUGGUAAUUGUGUUACUGGUACCAAUGACAGUGGUAUGCUAAUAGUGGUAGUUUAAUGGAAUGACACAACUUGUUCUAUCUGUAGUGGGACUGGUACCAAUUGAUUUGUAGUAGUACCACUGAAGAGUAACCAUUACAUACUGAUUGGUACCAAUAACAUUCUAGAUUGUUAGUAGUAGUAUUGUACAGUAACAUUCUACAUUGCUAGUAGUAGUAGUAGCAGUACUUGUGUAGUGAUAUCAUAUUAGAAGUGUGGAUCUCUGUGACAAGAUAACCCUCUUGAAGUUUUGAGUAAAAAUUCGUACCAAGCAUUUUUUGUUGUUGUUGCAGGAAUGGCAGAACAAAGAUCUCAGCUAUAUCAUCCGGGAUAACACACAACCUGAUGGUUGUGCAUCUCGACAGGUAGCAAUACGCUUGGGGGACUCAAGUGAUUCGAGUGUUGGGCCUAGUAAAAAACGACCACGUGAUGAGGAAACAAAGAGUCGCAACAAGAAGAAGAAGCAACAGACUGUAGCGUCAAGUCAAAGCACCUUCAAGAAGAAGUGCAGUCCUACUUCAAUCAUCGAGAUUAUGGAGGCCGGUAUUUCGGAUGAGAAGAAGGUUGGGCUAGGUUGGGCUAGGUUGUGUGUUGGAUUUAAAGAGUAGCAUAAUUACUUCAUGUACGUUUCCAAGUAUGAAGAAGUUGAUGGGUAUUUCUUGUCUUUAAUUUGAUCUUGGGUAAAGUACUGUUGCUUACAUUGGAACAAUUGGUUUGGUGUUUGAUUGUGAAAAUUCAGUACCUUCUCCACUGCCUAUAGAAAUAUCUCUUCACUAGUACCAAAUCAAUGAUACUAUUAACAAAUCAAUAGUAUUGAUGCCAAAUUCAUGCCACUGAUAACCAUUAAUAAGACUGGUACCAAAUCAGUAGUACUCGUACCAUUAAUAAAACUGGUACCAAUUAAUGCUACGUGUAACCAUUACUAAGACUGGUACUUGAUCAGUGGUACUAGUUACAUUAAUAAGAAUGGUACCAAAUU